Molecule: messenger RNA, 2409 nt
Organism: Orycteropus afer afer
Lineage: Eukaryota; Metazoa; Chordata; Mammalia; Tubulidentata; Orycteropodidae
Source: RefSeq, a predicted model, not a curated record
GAAACGGCAGGAAUCAAAGAUUGCUGGGACAACCAGGAAGCACCUGCGCUCUCCACGUGUAGCAAUGCCAGUAUCUUUCGAAGGAUAAAUGGCAUAUUGGAUAAUUCUCUGGAUUUCAGUAGAGUCUGCACUACACCUAUAAAUCGAAGAAUUCAUGAGCAUUUGCCAGACUUCCAAGACUCUGAAGAAACAGUUACGAACAGGAUGCUUUUCCCCACCUCUGCGCAAGAAUCUUCCCGUGGCCUCCCAGAUGCAAAUGACUUGUGCCUUGGCCUGCAGUCCCUCAGUCUGACAGGCUGGGACCGACCCUGGAGCACCCAGGACUCGGAUUCCUCAGCCCAGAGCAGCACACACUCAGUACUGAGCAUGCUCCACAAACCACUGGGAAAUGUCCUGGGAAAACCCCCCUUGAGCUUCCUGCCUCUGGACCCUCUUGGGGCUGACUUGAUGGACAAGUUUCCACCACCCUCAGUGAGAGGAUCCCGGCUGGACACUCGGCCCAUAUUGGACUCCCGUUCUAGCAGCCCCUCUGAUUCAGAUACCAGUGGCUUCAGCUCUGGAUCAGAUCAUCUCUCAGAUUUGAUUUCAAGCCUUCGCAUUUCCCCUCCUCUGCCCUUCCUGUCUCUGACAGGGGGUGGUCCCAGAGACCCUUUAAAGAUGGGGGUGGGGUCCCGGAUGGACCAAGAGCAAGCUGCUCUCGCUGCAGUCACGCCCUCCCCAACCAGUGCAUCAAAAAAAUGGCCAGGAGCUUCUGUGUGGCCAUCCUGGGACCUCCUUGAAGCUCCCAAAGACCCCUUCAGCAUAGAGAGAGAGGCCAGGCUACACCGGCAAGCUGCAGCUGUGAAUGAAGCCACUUGUACCUGGAGCGGCCAGCUUCCUCCUCGGAACUACAAGAACCCCAUCUACUCUUGCAAGGUCUUCCUAGGAGGUGUUCCCUGGGAUAUUACGGAAGCUGGAUUGGUUAACACCUUCCGUGUUUUUGGCUCUUUGAGUGUAGAGUGGCCUGGUAAGGAUGGCAAGCACCCCCGGUGUCCUCCCAAAGGUAAUAUGCCUAAAGGGUAUGUGUAUCUGGUCUUUGAACUGGAGAAGUCUGUCCGGGCCUUGCUUCAAGCUUGUUCUCAUGACCCACUGAGCCCAGAUGGCCUGAGUGAAUAUUAUUUCAAGAUGUCCAGCCGAAGGAUGCGCUGCAAGGAGGUGCAGGUGAUCCCCUGGGUCUUGGCUGACAGCAACUUUGUCCGGAGCCCAUCUCAGAGGCUUGAUCCCAGUAGGACAGUGUUUGUUGGCGCUCUGCAUGGGAUGCUCAAUGCUGAAGCCCUGGCAGCCAUCUUGAAUGACCUGUUUGGUGGAGUGGUGUAUGCUGGGAUUGACACAGAUAAGCACAAGUAUCCCAUAGGGUCUGGUCGUGUGACUUUCAACAACCAACGCAGUUACCUGAAAGCAGUCAGUGCAGCUUUUGUGGAGAUCAAAACUACCAAGUUUACCAAGAAGGUUCAAAUUGACCCCUACUUAGAAGAUUCUCUGUGUCACAUCUGCAGCUCUCAGCCUGGUCCUUUCUUCUGUCGGGAUCAGGUCUGCUUCAAGUACUUCUGCCGGAGCUGCUGGCACUGGCGGCACAGCAUGGAAGGCCUGCGUCACCACAGCCCACUGAUGCGGAACCAGAAGAACCGAGACUCCAGCUAGAAGAGCUGGCCCUGCCCAGUGGCCUGGGGCGUCCAGGCUGGCACAUCAGGCAGCAGCCAGCACCACUCCGCCACUGGUGGCCAGGGAGCUGGCUUCCCGAGGACGAGGGAAAAUUGUAGUCACCUUUGCACUUGCUGAAUCUGUCUUUGUUUCUGCACUAAUUAAUGCACAAUGAGUUUUGUCGGGUUUUGUUUUCAGGGGUUGUGCCAGGGCAAGGACCCCCUGGCUCACCCUCCAGCGACUCUGCAGUUUUCCCAGAUUUUAGUUCCUCAUUUUGCCGAUGAAAAGCAAAAAAGAACUACGUGUCCAGAAGGUGUUGACACGGAUGCCUACAUCUCGGUUUAUUUAUUAAAAGCGCUUUUUUACAUUCCUUGCAAUACUGAUGGUGAUGAUGCACAGGUCUCAUUGGUUUCAUUCUUGCAGUUGCCAUACAGUGCCUUUCCAUUUAUUUAACCCCCACCUGAACGGCAUAAACUGAGUGUUCAGCUGGUGUUUUUUACUGUAAACAACAAGGAGACUUUGCUCUUCAUUUAAACCAAAUCAUAUUUCAUAUUUUACGCUCGAGGGUUUUUACCAGUUCCUUUUUACACUCCUUAAAACAGUUUUUAAGUCGUUUGGAACAAGGAUUUUUUUUCUUUCCUGGCAGCUUUUAACAUUAUAGCAAAUUUGUGUCUGGGGGACUGCUGGUCACUGUUUCUCAUGGUUGCAAAUCAAGGUAUUUGCAACCAA